Cinclus cinclus is the source of this 2744-nucleotide messenger RNA. It is a transcript of the gene SLC7A6, whose product is annotated as solute carrier family 7 member 6. Gene Ontology annotation, cellular component: membrane. Gene Ontology annotation, molecular function: L-amino acid transmembrane transporter activity. Lineage: Eukaryota; Metazoa; Chordata; Aves; Passeriformes; Cinclidae. Gene Ontology annotation, biological process: amino acid transmembrane transport. The record is from RefSeq and is a predicted model, not a curated record. Bases 454 to 2001 code for a protein of 515 amino acids. The transcript is spliced from 10 exons.
AUCCUGUCCUCCCGGGAAAAGAGGAGGCUGCUGGUUCCCCGCUCCGACUGCGGCGGGGGAGGCGAUCGCGGCUCCUCUCACCCACCGGUAGCGGAGGGGCCGACGCGAACUCCGCGGGGCAGGGGGGAGCUCCGGCCCUGCGAACACCGCCCUGCGCACCAGCGGGUGCCGGAGAGUCCCGGGCAACCCCUGCGGAGACGGUGAGUUCCUUCGGCUUCCCCCUCGGGGCGACCACGCGGCAGGUACCGAGGAGGGCACGGACGCGGUGACGGAGGCGGCGACGGAGGCGGCGAUGCCGGCUCGGGGGGGCGGGGCGGAGGGGCCGCCAUCGCUCGUCGGUGGCAACGGGCGGGGAGCAUCCGAGACAGCUCCGCGGAGCGGAGGUAACGCGAUUCCGGCCGGCGCAGCCCGGAUUGUGAUUUGGAGUCGUGGAGAAUUCACAGUCUUUCCACAAUGGCAGAAAGGACAGAUUUUACAAAAUCACAAAUUUCACUGGCUGAAUACAGCCCCGUCAGUAAAUCAGAAAGGACAGAUCAAAGUGAAAAGAAGGCUGGAGACCAAAAUACAUUGCAGCUGAAGAAAGAAAUAUCUUUAAUAAAUGGGAUAAGCCUUAUAGUAGGCAACAUGAUUGGUUCAGGUAUCUUUGUCUCUCCCAAAGGAGUUCUCAUCUACAGCAAGUCUUAUGGAUUGUCUUUAAUAAUUUGGGCAAUUGGAGGGAUAUUUUCAGUCUUUGGAGCUCUCUGCUAUGCUGAACUUGGAACCACUAUUACAAAGUCAGGAGCCAGCUAUGCAUAUAUCUUGGAGUCUUUUGGGAGCUUCAUUGCUUUUAUUCGUUUGUGGACCUCGCUCCUAAUUGUUGAACCAACUAGUCAGGCAAUCAUUGCCAUCACCUUUGCUAACUACCUAGUUCAGCCUUUCUUCCCUACUUGUGACCCUCCAUAUGUGGCUUGUCGUCUCUUAGCAGCUGCUUGUGAAUGUCUUUUAACAUUUAUAAAUUGUGCCUAUGUUAAGUGGGGCACACGUGUGCAGGAUGUAUUUACUUAUGCUAAAGUUGCUGCUCUUAUUGCUAUCAUCAUCGCAGGACUUGUUGAAAUAUUCCAGGGACAUACAUGGUACUUUAAGAACUCUUUUGCGGGAUCCUCCUCUGAUAUUGGAGAAAUCUCCCUUGCAUUAUAUUCUGCCUUGUUUUCUUACUCUGGCUGGGACACGCUCAAUUAUGUCACAGAAGAAAUCAAAAACCCAGAAAGGAACUUGCCCCUGGCUAUUGCAGUGUCUAUGCCAAUUGUGACUAUUAUCUAUAUUAUGACUAAUGUAGCUUACUACACGGUGCUGGAUGCUCAGGCUGUUCUCUCUAGUGAUGCUGUGGCAGUGACAUUUGCCGACCGGGUGUUUGGUAUAUUCAGCUGGACAAUUCCCAUUGCUGUAGCCUUCUCUUGUUUUGGUGGACUUAAUGCUUCAAUUCUAGCAUCAUCAAGGCUAUUUUUUGUAGGAUCUCGGGAAGGUCACCUUCCUGAUCUGUUGUCUAUGAUCCACAUAAAGAGGUUCACACCUGUGCCAGCACUGCUCUUCAAUUGUUUUAUGACCCUUAUUUACCUGUGUGUGGAAGAUGUCUUCCAGCUAAUCAAUUACUUCAGCUUCAGUUACUGGUUUUUUGUUGGUCUGUCUAUUGCUGGGCAGUUAUAUCUACGUUGGAAAGAACCAGAUCGGCCAAGGCCUCUUAAGCUGAGUGUGGCUUUCCCGAUAAUAUUCUGUUUAUGCACAGUAUUUCUGGUGGUAGUGCCACUCUAUAGUGACUUUUUAAAUUCAGUGAUUGGAAUUGCCAUUGCUUUAUCUGGAAUUCCAUUCUUUUUCUUGGGAGUCUAUUUACCUCCAUCAAGGAGACCUCAAUUUAUUAACAAGAUUAUAGGUGCAGUCACACGAUACAUGCAGCUGCUCUGUUACUGUGUUUUAACAGAGGUGGACCCAAAUGAAGAAAAGAAGGUAGAAAUCAAAUCCAACUAAAGUUCAAAGCCAUUACAAGAAGCAGGAGAGGAUAAAGCAAUUACACAAACGAAAGGGAAGAGGUGGAACUCUGGCAGACACAAAAAAACUGGUUUUGGUGGUCUUUCAGAAAUGCUGAAAAUGUUCUUACUUGGAGAUGGACUCCAAUGUGGCUCAUGCCCUUGUGUCAUCCUCCUAACUUGUGGCAUGUUUCCAGGGCAGGUUUUCAUUGAAUAAUGAUGAUCUACUCAUUACCUACUCACACAAGCUGUGUGUCAAUACUGUUUCUUCAGAAUUGGUACGAAAAUGAUAAGAGCUAAUGGAUCAAAUUAGAUUUCUGCAGAACCAGGUGGUAAAGUAAUGCAUUAUUAAGUUAGACUAAAACCCACUUUGACUCCAAAGACUAAGUCAUUUCCAGCUUAAUUCUGAUGGAUGUUUGCAUUUGCUGUACUCAGUUCUUAUCCCAGAAGAAAACUGGUCACAACAAACUACUUCAUUAAUUUUUCUGCCCCUAACGAUAAAUUAAGUUCUGCUCCAUUAUUUAUAGACUGAACCAGCCUUUCUCCCUUGAAGAUUUUAUUCUGUAUGCUGCGUGGAAAUGUAUCAGACUGUGGCAAGGAUUUAAUCAGCAAAGCACCUUGGCACUAAAGAUUUGAUUAAUGGUUGUUGAUUUUUUCUUGUUAACUUGUUAGUAGUUUGUCAAUUUCUGCUAGGUUUUAUGAAACUUCCAAAAUUAAAAUACUCAUUUUGAAGCCUGUAAGCAU